ACCAAUAAUACAAAAAAAAAGGAUGAUGCUUCUUCGCCUCUACCGUGGGAUGAGCGGCUUGUUGGGGUGCCGGCAUUGAUUUCUUCUUCCUCCCCAAGCCAACAUCAAUUACCACAGUAGAAGAAAAAGAAGGAAGAAGAAGAAGAACAAAGAGCUAAAGAAGCCACCCGCUCCAGAUCCGCCAUUAAAGCGCUCACGCCCCUUCCCCACGAGAAAGCAAGCGAGGAGCAACCAACCAAGCAAAGCUGUAGUCCGCCUUGACCUUUCACGCACAUCCACGACCACAUCCCUCUUCUUUAUUAGUCCCCUUCCGCGCUCUGCUUCAAGAACCAAAGAAAGAAAGAGAGCAGAGCAGACCGGAGCAAAGUAGAUGAUGAUGGCGAUGAUGGUGGAGCGAUGCUGCUGCGUUCGAACUCACCGUUUCUUGGCGUUGUUCUUGCUGCCACUGGGGUUCGCAUUGUUGGCGUCUUCCAGGGGCGUGGUGGGAAUUCUGGACCCGGUGGACUUCCUGGCGCUUCAGGCUAUACGCAAGGGCCUCGAAGACAUGCCUGGCUCCGAUUUCUUCUCCGACUGGGACUUCACGGCCGACCCCUGUGCUUUUCCGGGCGUGUUCUGCGCUGGGGACCGCGUCAUGGCCCUCGCCCUGGGCGACCCCCGUGCCGGCUACCCCGGCCUCCAGGGCAGCCUCGACCCCGCCCUCGGCCGCCUCUCCGCCCUCGCCGAACUCUCCCUCGUUCCCGGCCGCGUCACGGGCCCGGUCCCCGACGAGCUCGCCGGAUGCCCCGACCUCCGCUUUCUCGCUCUCAGCAAGAACCUGCUCUCCGGCCCCAUCCCUGCCGGCCUCGGCGCCCUCCCCCGCCUCCGCACCCUCGAUCUUAGCUACAACCAGCUCUCCGGUCCCCUCCCCCCCUCCCUCACUGCCGCUCCGGCCCUUUCCAACCUCAUCCUCUGCCAUAAUCAGCUCUCGGGCACCCUCCCGCCUUUCCCGGACGCCGCCUCCCUCCUCCGCCUCGACCUCAAGCACAACCAGCUCUCCGGCCCGGUGCCGUCGUUGCCGCCAUCCCUGCAGUACCUCGCCCUCAGCCACAACACCCUCACCGGCCCCGUGGACACUGUGCUUCCGCGCCUCACCCGGCUCAUCUUCCUGGACCUCAGCUCCAACCUGCUCGAGGGUCCCAUCCCCGGGUCCGUGUUCGAGUUCCCGCUCGCGGCGCUCCAGCUGCAGCGCAACGCCUUCUCCGGGAAAGUGGAGCCGCCGCAGGAGGACGUGGUCAUCCCGGUGGUGGACCUGAGCUACAACCGGCUGUGGGGGGCCGUGCCGCCGCAGCUGGCCGCCGUGGGUCGGCUCUACCUCAACAACAACCGGUUCUCCGGGGAGGUGCCGAGCCGCCUGGUGCAGGGGCUCAGCAACGGGAUGCAACUGCUCUACCUCCAGCACAACUUCCUGACGGGUAUCGAGAUAGGGCCCGCGGCUGCAGCCAUCCCCGUCGGUGCGUCGCUGUGCCUGCAGUACAAUUGCAUGGUGCCGCCGUUCGACACGCCCUGCCCACUCAAGGCCGGCACACAGAAGAUGCGCCCCGUCUAUCAGUGCCCCGACUGGAGAGGCUGAUCGCCCACAGCCGCCACUGCCGGAGUGGGCCAAAGAAUCAACCAGGGGAGGGAUCAAAAGAAACAAAGGUAAAGAAAAAGAAGUAUAUAUAUAAAUAUAUACACAACAAUAAUAUUCUUUUAUUAAUUUUGGGUUAGGGAGUAAGGAGGAAGAAGAGUUGCUGAUAUAUAUUUGAACAGUGGGUGGUAAUUUUGGGAUGGUUUCUGCUGCUUGAUCAAGCUGUUGUUUUGAUUGGUUAUUUGUCUUCUUAGUUGGUGUGUGCAUAAGGUAUGAAAUUAAGUUGUCAUGUAGAGAGAGAACUUAUAUUGCUGUUGCAUGAUUUCAUGGGUCUCUUGAAGUACAUGAUAUCUGUUUUAUAUUCUAUCCAGAAUUUAUAGUUAUUCCUUGUUUGGCUUA
Musa acuminata AAA Group (dessert banana) is the source of this 2005-nucleotide messenger RNA. RefSeq names its product leucine-rich repeat receptor-like protein FASCIATED EAR2. NCBI's taxonomy places the organism in Eukaryota, Viridiplantae, Streptophyta, Magnoliopsida, Zingiberales, Musaceae. The transcript is spliced from 2 exons. The record is from RefSeq and is a predicted model, not a curated record. Gene Ontology annotation, molecular function: protein binding. Bases 371 to 1609 code for a protein of 412 amino acids.